UUAUUCUGUUCAAAUAUAUAAAGGCCUCAGUAGAUUAGGACGGUCACAUAAGGUGAAAGGUUUGCACUAAGACAAUAAGAUUUUCAUCUUUUCAUUUUGGAUUCAAAGGAAGGAUGGGUGUCACAUGGAUAAUAUCAAUUUUGCUGAUUCUAACAGCGGCCACAACAACACCUGCUCAAACAACUACUACAUUAACGACAUCAGCAACAACACCUCCUCUGACAACAUCAUCUGCAACAGCAACAUCUUCUCCGACUACACCAACAGCAGAAACAACAUCUGCAACAUCACCUACUGUGACAACGACAUCUGCAGUUACAACACCAACAACAACGACAACGACAGCAACAUCUGCAACAACACUUGCUCCGACAACAUCAUCUGCAACAACAUCUGCUCCAACUACAACAACAGCAGUAUCAACAUCUGCAACAACAUCUGCUCCAACUACAACAACAGCAGUAUCAACAUCUGCAACAACAUCUGCUCCGACUACAACAGCAACAGCAGCCACAUCUGAAACAACAUCUGCUCCGACAACAACAGCAGCAGUAACCACAUCUGAAACAGCAUCUGCUCCGACAACAGCAGCAACAACAUCUGCUCCGACAACAACAGCAGCAACCACAUCUGCUCCAACAACAGCAGCAGCAACAUCUGAAACAUCAGGUCCGACAGCAGCAGCAGCAACAUCUGAAACAUCUGCUCCGAC
Micropterus salmoides (largemouth bass) is the source of this 712-nucleotide messenger RNA. RefSeq lists its product as uncharacterized. The transcript has 3 exons. Lineage: Eukaryota; Metazoa; Chordata; Actinopteri; Centrarchiformes; Centrarchidae. The coding region runs from base 125 to 520 and encodes 131 amino acids. The record is from RefSeq and is a predicted model, not a curated record.